Messenger RNA from Condylostylus longicornis, 1586 nucleotides. RefSeq names its product phenoloxidase-activating factor 2-like. The record is from RefSeq and is a predicted model, not a curated record. Gene Ontology annotation, molecular function: serine-type endopeptidase activity. NCBI's taxonomy places the organism in Eukaryota, Metazoa, Arthropoda, Insecta, Diptera, Dolichopodidae. Bases 85 to 1431 code for a protein of 448 amino acids. The transcript has a single exon. Gene Ontology annotation, biological process: proteolysis.
UCUUAGAAACUAAAUCAUUUUUAGUCGUUUACAAAUUAUUUUGUUUUCUUUUUCAUUGUUUUUGUUUACAAAUUUCAUAAUAAUAUGAAAAAAAGAGGGAGGAAAAGAGAAACAAAAAAUAUGAUAAGAAAUUGUUUUCUCAUAAUAACUAUAACGUUAUCACAAAUUUAUAAUGCCAAAACACAAAAUGUAAGAGAACAGGAUUAUGAAUCUGCUUUAAAUUUAAUAUUUAAUACAAAUUUAACAAAUACUCAAACACAACAAAAUCAAUUUGAACAACAAUUUAAUCAGUUUAAUAAUCAACAAUUGGAUGUGAGAACAACAACAAUAGCGCCAAAUCAAAUUACACCAAAUCUAGUCAAUAACAAUAACUUCAACGUAACAUAUGAGAUUUGUGGUGAAAAUAAAAUCUGUGUACCAUUCUUUUUAUGUAAAAACGGUACAGAUUCAUUAAAUGACGAUGGUGAACUAAUUAUAGAUAUACGUUUGGAUGAUAGUAAAAAAUGUUCACAAUAUUUAGAAAUAUGUUGUAAAAUUAAUGAUACAACCGAUUCGAGAAUACAUUUUGCUACAAAUGAAAAUGAAUAUAAUAAACCAAACUGUGGUAAACGAAAUGAUGAUGGUAUAUUAUUUCGUAUUUCAGGUGGAAUUGAAGAUGAAACUGAAUAUGGUGAAUUUCCAUGGAUGAUUGCGAUAUUAAAAGAAGAAUACGUUCGUGAUGAUAUAUUGACCCUAUAUAAAUGUGGUGGAUCAUUAAUACAUCCAUCAGUUGUAUUAACAGCUGCACAUUGUGUAUAUAAUUAUUCUGCACAUGAAUUGAUUGCACGAGCUGGUGAAUGGGAUACUCAAACAAAAGAUGAAUUAUAUAGAGAACAAGAUCGUAAAAUAUUGGAAUAUGUAUUACAUGAAAAAUUCAAUAAGAAGAAUUUAAAAAAUGAUAUUGCUUUAUUAUUUACAAUUGAACCGUUCGAGUUGCGUGCUGAUGUUAAUACGAUAUGUUUGCCAACAAUUGAUGCAAAUUAUAAAAAUUUUAGAUGUUUGGCAACUGGCUGGGGUAAAGAUGUAUUUGGUAGAGAAGGAAAAUAUCAAGUUAUUAUGAAAAAAAUUGAAUUACCAAUGGUAGCACAUAACGUAUGCCAAUUUAAAUUACGCAAAACACGUUUAGGUCAACUUUUUCGACUACAUGAAUCAUUUGUUUGUGCUGGUGGUGAAUUGGGCAAAGAUGUGUGCAAAGGUGAUGGUGGCGGUCCAUUAGUUUGUCCAAUAACAAAUAAAAAAUUAAAGUAUCAUCAAAGUGGUAUUGUUGCCUGGGGAAUUGGAUGUGGUACAGAAACACCAGGUGUUUACGUAAAUGUUGCAUAUUUUCGUACAUGGAUUGAUAAUAUAUUCACGUAUCGAAAUUUAGAUACAUCUUAUUACACAGCUAGUUAGUUUCAAAGUAUAUUUUAUUUGUCUUAGUUUUUAUGUUUUUAAAGUUACUCUUGCCUUAAAAUUAUUGACUCUAUGUGAAUAAUUAAAAAACAAAUAUAAUUUAUUUUUUUUUAAUUAAUAUUAUAAAUGAGCAUUUAUUUUACGUAGUUUAUGAA